ACAAAUAAAUCCCUCCAUCAGCUACUUGGUGGGCUUAGACGGCAAGCUGCGCCGGUGUGCUUCUUUACUGAUUUCAGUGGUAUGCAACCCUUGAUUGGCGCUGGCUGCUCCUUAAUUUCCCCCCGACAUGGCACUGAAAUGUUGGCACAUCAGCAGGAGAGCCUCCAGCUGUUGUUUGAUGGAGUCGAGUGUGAUGUUUGUGUCAAGAAGACCACCACCAAGAUUAGUAGGCGAAAGGAGAACCAGUACAGAGCUGAAGAUCUCUCCUACCUCAUCUUCCAUGAUUUGAACGAUAUAAGGCCUUCACCUGAAGUUCAGGCCCAUGUUAACCCAUCUGUAAAAAUUGCUUUGAAGUUCCACUUGUGCAUCCUCUCCCAAAAAACAAAGUUGCACUUCUGUAUAUAGCCAAAUAUUUCUAUUCUAGUGCCCACGUACAUGUAAUGUUUUUGCUUAUGAAUGUGUCUUUUUAUUGGUGUCGUCCAACCAAA
Lolium rigidum is the source of this 488-nucleotide messenger RNA. RefSeq lists its product as uncharacterized. NCBI's taxonomy places the organism in Eukaryota, Viridiplantae, Streptophyta, Magnoliopsida, Poales, Poaceae. The coding region runs from base 82 to 405 and encodes 107 amino acids. The record is from RefSeq and is a predicted model, not a curated record. The transcript has 4 exons.